AUGGAAACCCCAAAGGAAGUGCUGGCAGUCCAGGGAUUCCGCAAAACUCAUACAAAUGCGAAUGAUGAUCAGCCAUCGGAAGCAGCGACUUCGAAUAUCACAACUCUUGACACGCUUCAAACCCAUGACCAACGCACGCUGAUGACACGGCCGUUCCAAUCGGUACUUAACACUCUGGACAAGCUUGAGCGUGAAGACCCGAAGCUAGCUUCCCAGGCAGCGAGGCUGGUGGGGCUGUUUCGGCGGCUGUGGGAGUCAUGUGUCACUAAGCAUGUCGAUGCCCAGGCUCUCGAAGAUACAAAUCAAGCCCUGAGAGCCGACAAUGUACAAUUGAGGCAGGAGGAAGGUCGCUUGAAAAAGCGUGAGGAAGAUCAAACCACUCGCCUCGCAUCCUUCCAUGAAGGCAUGGAGCACGCCAGAGAACAAAUGCUUGAGGCACUGAAGAACUGGAAUAUGUAUGUGUCGGAUGAUGUGAUAUUGCCCUCGCAAGAAAUGACGGCGAAUGCUUGA
Molecule: messenger RNA, 510 nt
Organism: Penicillium diatomitis
Lineage: Eukaryota; Fungi; Ascomycota; Eurotiomycetes; Eurotiales; Aspergillaceae
Exons: 2
Coding region: 1-510 (169 amino acids)
Source: RefSeq, a predicted model, not a curated record